AUGAUACACAUCAAAUUUCUAACGAUAGUCGGACAUAUAGUAACGGAGGCACACCUCAAAAUCUGUGUACGACUGCGGUGGACCCUGACGACGACGGGUUAACGGGUUGCUGAAUUUGAAGUGACGGCGGCCUUGUCAUGGAGAAGAUGAAUCAGGCGUUUGAGAAAAUGAAAAUGUUAGUAGGAGUUGAGGUGGACGACGAACGUCAAGCUUCUACUGCUACCAUUGAUGACGGCAGCUCUUCAUGGUUUAUGGACGAUUUCAAUCGCAAUUGCACGCUCUCUACAAAACAGCGAUUUUAUGGUUUUGCCAUAUGCUUUGUUGCUGGUGUAACGUGUACAUUGAUGUCUAUGCUUGUUUUCUUCAAUCCAAUCAAAUUUGGAAUAGCUUUCACAUUGGGCAACAUGCUAUCGCUCGGAAGCACAGCAUUUCUCGUAGGCCCCAAAAGGCAAGUGACUAUGAUGCUUGAUCCUGUUCGGAUUUAUGCGACGGCCAUAUACCUUGCUAGCAUGAUAUUUGCUCUUUUUUGUGCUCUCUAUGUCCACAACAAGCUGUUGACACUUCUUGCACUCAUCUUGGAAUUUGGUGCCCUAAUUUGGUAUAGCUUGAGCUACAUACCUUUUGCAAGGUCGAUGGUUUCAAAGGUUAUGGUAGCUUGUUUGGAUACAGAGUUUUAGGGGAAGAUUCUGAAAUCAGCAGACGAAUCAUCCUCAGAUCUUGUGAUGUGACGAUAUUGAUACAUGCACGAUAAGAAGGCAUUAUUGGACUAUGUUGUAUUAUGUUUUUUUUAGCCCUUGUUUAUGUCUACAUAGGCAUCGUUUGUACUCUCUCGCUUAGACCAAUAUUGGUGACAUAAUCUCUCUUGAAUUAUUGUAACUUUCAUUUUUCUUAGACAAAAGUUUGGAGUUUGACCAAAAAAGAAAAAAAAAAAAACAAAUAAAAUUUAGUCCAUAUUUAGCCUUUUUU
This is a messenger RNA of Cucumis melo (muskmelon), 966 nucleotides long. RefSeq lists its product as uncharacterized. Gene Ontology annotation, cellular component: membrane. Gene Ontology annotation, biological process: vesicle-mediated transport. The record is from RefSeq and is a predicted model, not a curated record. The coding region runs from base 138 to 677 and encodes 179 amino acids. The transcript is spliced from 7 exons. NCBI's taxonomy places the organism in Eukaryota, Viridiplantae, Streptophyta, Magnoliopsida, Cucurbitales, Cucurbitaceae.